UUUAAGCAUCAGAAAUUUAAUCCUACCGAUAAACAUAUCUGUCUUAAUCAUCGUUCAUCAGAGGCUUCCAGCACUAUACCUGUUAGCUUAUAUAGUUUUAUUUUUGGUAAAUUUAAGGAAUUUUGUAUGGAAGAUCCAGAAAGAGAAGACAAUCAAUUUACCUAUGAUAUUUGUUAUGCAAUGGCUAAAUAUUAUGAUAAAGAGGAAAAACGCCAAGAUAAGGCAAAUGAAAUGCUAGAAGAAUAUCUCAGUUAUUCGGUGGAGUUACUUACGAUUAAACGCGAUGGUAAUUUAAAGGAUACACGUACCGAUGGCACUGUGUCCUUUUCUAAGCACUGUGUGGCCAACUUGGAGUAUAAAAGUGAUGACUGUUGCUCCAAUACUUCUCCUUAUUUAGAAAAUUGUAGCUAUUAUUUAGUUUUCUGCAACGAACAAGCAAAUAGUAGCUCAAAUAGCCCUUCAUCUUAUGUAACUAAUUUUCCAUGCUUUUUAGUUACAAUUGCAGGGUCUUAUUUUUCCGUUUCUGGUACCGUGCUUGCAGAUAUUGCAAUUAUAGACCCGUCUACCCUAGUUUUUCCCCUUAUUUGGCAGAAACAUGAUGAAAUGAUGCUAUCAAUUUCUAGAACAUUUCGGCCACCUAAACCUAAAAGAGCUUGUGUAAAGGUUGUUCAAAAGAAUAAAUAUUCACUUAAUACACAUCAGCUAUUAGCAGAAGCUAGAUAUGCUCCAAAAGUUCUUGCUAGUUUAAUUAUUCCAGGAAAUUGGCUUAUGGUUUAUAUGGAGUACUUGGAAGAUUAUUCGACAUUAAAUUACUUCACCUCUAUUAAUGAACGAAAUCAUUUAAAAGAGAAGAUCAAAGAAAUUGUUGGAUAUUUGCAUGAUGCAGGACAUUCUGGAGAGGUUGGUUCCGCAUGUUAUUCUCACUUUAUAAACCAUACUGAUAUUGAAUGGCCAGAUGGUGCUGAAAAUGGGAAACUAGUCACAAAAAACUAUGAUACUAAUUUGUUAAAUAAGACACUUUGA
Messenger RNA from Racocetra persica, 1023 nucleotides. The record is from the annotation of a GenBank genome assembly. Lineage: Eukaryota; Fungi; Glomeromycota; Glomeromycetes; Diversisporales; Gigasporaceae.